This is a messenger RNA of Danio aesculapii, 1679 nucleotides long. RefSeq names its product NK1 transcription factor related 2-like,b (gene nkx1-2b). The record is from RefSeq and is a predicted model, not a curated record. Gene Ontology annotation, molecular function: DNA-binding transcription factor activity, RNA polymerase II-specific; RNA polymerase II cis-regulatory region sequence-specific DNA binding. Gene Ontology annotation, biological process: cell differentiation; regulation of transcription by RNA polymerase II. The transcript is spliced from 2 exons. The coding region runs from base 125 to 1246 and encodes 373 amino acids. Lineage: Eukaryota; Metazoa; Chordata; Actinopteri; Cypriniformes; Danionidae. Gene Ontology annotation, cellular component: nucleus.
GAUCAAGUCCUGAACAACCUCCGAGUAGCAGCAGACCGCACUUAUUUUAUGUCUUUUCUCCAGCAUGUCUCCUGUUGAGUGAAGAACGGCGAGAGAAAGCAGAAGUCAGACCCUCUGGAGAGCUAUGAACCGGGAGAAGGUGCAGGUCGGCGACUCCAUCGCGCCAGCCGGGGCCGGUGUGAUCGUGGUCGCCCCGCAGGACGUCAUGGACGACAAGCGCCUCGCUGCCGGAGAACUGCCAGUGUUUAACUGUGCCGGAGGAAGAGACGCUUUACCGGCGGAAAGCCGAGAAACCUCACCGAGACACGAGCCGGUUCCCGCGGGCGCGCCGCCUACCGUCCACCGGACCACCUCAUUCUCGGUUCUGGACAUUUUGGACCCAAAUAAAUUUACUAGUAAGAGGCAAACGCCUAACCGGACAGGUUGUGAAUUCGCGUUUGGUGCAGAAAAUAGAAGUGAUGACUCAAAUCACACGAUCGAGCACAAGUCUUAUCAAGAGGACUAUGACUGUAAAAAAACAUCAGGGAUUUUAAAGGACGGGUUCGUGUUCCGGUCAGAUGAAUGUGAGUCUGAUUUCACCCGAGGGAAUCAGUCGGACAGUGAACUCCAGGAGGAUCUGUGCAGUGAAGAGAGCAGCGCCCUGACCGGGAACAACGAGGCUGAGUUCGGACAGCACGAGGACGACGACUCGUUAAGCAAAAGUCCAGAUGGACAGCAGACACAGCAGUCCUCGUCAAACGGACAGAAUCAUCAAGUAAAACCCAAACGGAAGCGCUCCGGAUCAGACUCAAAGUCUGGCAAACCCAGAAGAGCCCGGACUGCGUUCACGUACGAGCAGCUGGUGGCUUUGGAGAACAAGUUUAAGUCGACGCGGUACCUGUCCGUGUGCGAACGCCUCAACUUGGCACUGUCAUUGAGCUUGACGGAGACUCAGGUGAAAAUAUGGUUUCAGAACCGCCGGACCAAGUGGAAGAAACAGAACCCGGGCGCGGACACGAGCGCGCCGACCAGCGGAGGCGGAGGCGGGAACGGACCGAGCAACGGGCUCGGCGGCCUGAGUCCCCUGAGCCCGUCUCCUCCUAUGGGCGGCCAUCUGUCCAUGCACACCAGCUAUCCGGGUCACACGCCCGGUGGCCUCGUCUGCACCACGCAGUUACCAUUUCUGCCGGGUCACGCGGUACUGUCACCCUUCAUGCUGGGCUCACAGACUUACGGGGCGCCCACAUUUUACGCGCCGCACUUAUAAGAACAGAACUACGGGGAGGGUGGAGAAAUAUCCGGUCAAACCCGGGACAGAAACAUUUUUAACUUGAAGCACUACGUCGACACACACUUGCAAAGACAUUUGAUAGGUUUGUCUCUUGAAAAGCGAAAUGUAUUUCAACCUUGCUGCACUGUGGCAAAUACAGAAUUAAGUUUACGAAUCAUUCGGCAAUAUGUGCUAAUAAUUCGAUUUAAUUUCGAUUUGCUUCGUUUUGAUAAAAUGUGAAUAUUUCUCUAGGUCAAACUGUAAAUAUUCAGUUAUUAUGAAAUGUGUUUAGACAUUAACUUUGGAUGCAAAUGUAGUAGGGAAUAAAAUGGUAUGUAUUGAAGCAAAGAAUGAGAAAAUUGUUGGACUAAUUUUGUGUACAAACAUAGGCCUAAAGAAAAGUUUAUCUUGAUUUUUUUUUACUGUGGGC